Messenger RNA from Vitrella brassicaformis, 1870 nucleotides. The record is from the annotation of a GenBank genome assembly. Lineage: Eukaryota; Vitrellaceae.
AUGGACGCCAACACGAUGAUGGAUGACCGCACUCAAAGGAUGUUCGAGCUGGAACUGAUGCGACUGGUAAGCCUCUCACUCGUCAAUCAUUCAUUUAUCCAUCCAUCCAUCAAGUGCGUCCAUACGCAAUUGCCAAUGUGUGGUCACUGCGGUGCAGGACGGCCACAGCCCCAGGAACGCCGGCAAGGUCAGCUCACAAGAGGAGAUCGAGAUGGUGGCGGCCCCCCAGGAACGCCGGCAAGGUCAGCUCACAAGAGGAGAUCGAGAUGGGUGCAAUACAAGCGGCGGGUGGCUGUCAGACCAGGCACGGACAUAGCUGCAGACGUCAUGAUCAAGAGAGCCCCUCGCGACGCGAUACACAAACGAAUGAAUUAUGUUAACUGGUAUGUAGGAUACAUCCACAGAUAUCAUCUUGACAUGCUUAUUGUAUGCUGCUUCUGGCAGGUUUUUCGCUCUGGUGGUGGUGUUUCUUGCCGUGAUCCAUGUGCUGGCUGAGCAGGUCGUAGCCGACCUGCCGUCAUUCUACGACGAGUAUGUCCUGCACAGCACAUCCACAGCGACAUGCAGUCACGCGAAGAAUCCGUGUUGCCUGUGCUGUGGCACGUCAUGUGUCACAGCUAUGGUUUCUUUGCUUUCCCAACCAUACAAUCAUACAUCGACCAGAGCACCAACACGACCAAGCACUACCGGGUCGAGAGCAGCGGCUUGAGUGUCUUUUAUGCCAUUCUGUGGGCACUGGUCGCGACGGCGGGGCUCUACACCUUCAUCCUGCACGCCGCCUUUUUUCGCCGCAAGAUAUCGAAUCUAAACCGCCACAAAUGGAAGUCUUUCGUGCGGGCCCAUCAGCGCAGACAGAGCAUCAAGCAGCUCCACACAAUCUCUCAGAGACACAUCUCUAAGAGGUCGGUCGGCGGACAGGCUACGGAAGGGCUCGACGAGACCAGGUGGAGUGCCUGUUUGCGAUCCGCGCGCAUCAUUUGGAUUGAGGCGCUGCUGCUGCUCGAGGCUAUACUGGGCGUAGGUGGACGGUAAGCGAAGCGAGCGACAAGUGUCUCGGUGUGCUAUCUAUGGGUCUCAUGCAGCUUAUUUUGGACUUCGUACUUCGUCGAUGAGAUUUUCACGGGUCAUUUACAGCUCUAUCGCGUUUUCUAUAUAGGCGGCUGGGACAUCUUGCGUACGCACGGCGAAACACCUCCAGGUAGGUACAUGGAUGCUGCGAAGAAUGGGCCCAUCUUCUCUGUCUUUGUGUCGGCUGUACGCACUAGGUCACUGGGCGGCUUUCACCUCGCUGUCUCUGAUAAUUGCUCUGCACUCAUGCGUCUUGCUGUGGGCUUGGCUCUCAAAGAAGCGGGGGCUGGCCAUCUUGCUUUCAUUUGUGGUCAACAUGACUUAUGCCGCACACCAAAUUGGGACUGGACUGGACUGGACAGGCCGAACGAGAGGAGUCACUCUUGGUAGCGUCACAAGAGCCUGCCUUCUUGUUCGAUGGUGUGUGCAUUCUUGUGCUCAUGUCGGCGUUCAGGUACUCUCGUGCAGCUUCGGUCCGCCAACUUUUUGUUCUUCUUGGCGGUGUGGUAUCCACUCUGGAAAGAAGCCCAUACCUUGCACACGCUCGAUGGACUGAUCAUGGUGCGCAACUAUCUGCGGUGGAAACAACACAACGCCAGGAAACUGCACCCUAGUAAGCAGCCAAAGACAACGACACUCGUGAGUUCGCCUUUCAGAGAACAUGCUUUGGGCAUAAUGGAUGGAUGCAGCAAUCCAGCCGAGAACGACGUGCAUGCGGCCCCUGCCGAUGCCCGCCUUGCGGAUGUGGCAAAAGAUGCGGACUCGUCCGCUGAGCCUCUCAGCCAUGUGCCCGAGGAGGUGA